This is a messenger RNA of Oldenlandia corymbosa var. corymbosa, 870 nucleotides long. The record is from the annotation of a GenBank genome assembly. NCBI's taxonomy places the organism in Eukaryota, Viridiplantae, Streptophyta, Magnoliopsida, Gentianales, Rubiaceae.
AUGCCAAAGCCACAGAGGGAGUUGACCAUGAACAAAGAUUACGUGAAGAAAAAGCCGAAAACGAUUGAGAAAGUAGCCAGACGCAUGAGAAAGAUUGUGAUUUCGUGCGAAGACAAAGACGCUACUGAUUCAUCAUCAGAUGAGAAGGAGAUGAACCCGAAGAAGCCCAAGCGGUUUGUCAGAGCGGUUUUCAUACCCAUUUUGGAUGUCAAAGUAAAAUCUUCAUCCCAAGAGAGCAAUGGAAAGGAGAAAACCCCCCCAAGUCCCAUCUCUAAGGUGAAGAAGGAGAAGAAGAGUUUAACUGAACCUCUGAUUGAGAUUCCGGCUAUGGGUUAUCUAUAUCCACUUGAGAAGUGUUCCAAUGUGGUUGUUGGUGAGAACAUUUCGAGCUCAUUGACGGUUUCGCAGCCUCCUCAAAAUCAGAAUGAAACCUCUGAAAGCUUGGUUUCACAUACAUCUCCUUCAUCAGUGGAUAUCAGUGAUGACGGUGAUGAUAAGGCGAACGAUGAUGUUGGUUUGGGAAGCAUUUUUGGGGAUGAGAAGGUGCCUGAUUUGUUGUUAAUGUUGGAUGAGAACAACGACUUGUCACUGGAUGAAAUUGCUCAAGGUCUAGAACUUGAUUUCGGGUUGAACUCGUUUCUAGCGGGAGACUAUGAGUAUGGAGAGGCUCUGGAGGAUUUUAUGUUUCACGAUGAUGCUUUUGAUGACAUAGACACCUAUGGCUUUGAAGAUGAUGCGGAAUGUGUUCCUCCUCUUCCAGACUAUGAUUUCGGCUCCGAUUUCGGGGUUUUUGAUGAGGAAGGCUUAUGUUGGAUGAAUGAGGUACCAGUGCAUCACCUCUGCACAAUCAACACAGUAUGGCCAUUUUAA